Metarhizium acridum CQMa 102 is the source of this 3171-nucleotide messenger RNA. RefSeq lists its product as uncharacterized. Gene Ontology annotation, molecular function: ATP binding; metal ion binding; ATP hydrolysis activity. Lineage: Eukaryota; Fungi; Ascomycota; Sordariomycetes; Hypocreales; Clavicipitaceae. The record is from RefSeq and is a predicted model, not a curated record. Gene Ontology annotation, biological process: monoatomic cation transport. Gene Ontology annotation, cellular component: membrane.
AUGGGCACCGAGUGCUGCUCUGGCCAACCCAGCCAUGAUGCCGUUUCCGCAGCCGUUUCUGAAGACAACCAUGAGAAUCAUCACCACGGAGAACACAGCCACCACCACGGCGGCCACAAUCAUGAGCAAGUCCAGGACCAUGGACACAGUCACGACCACGACCAUGACCCAGACCAUUGCAUGGUUGAGGAGCCCUGCACCCAGGAGGGGGAGUGCUGUGACGACGAAUUUUGCUGUGAAGAUUCCAGCCUUUCUGAAACUCUGGCCUGCUGCUCCAGUAAUGAGGAGCACUGCGAUGCCGCCAACGGACAUGAACACCAGCACGACGCAAAUGGGCAUCAUCCCUCUGGAGCAUGCAGUUCCCAUCUGGAAAAAGCAUUCAAGCAAUACAGCGCCUACCUGGACUCUGCUCGCUGCAUCUGUCGAAGCGUUCUCGAGCGAGGUUGGUCGACGACAUGCUGUGCUGACCAGCCCAAGAAAACCAGCCCUACCGCGACCCAAAACGCGCUGGAAGAUAAAGCCGAAAUAUAUGCCAGUGGGCGAAAGGUCCAUAAACACGACGGUCCUCAUCAUCACCACGGAAUUAGGUGCCGCGGAAAGAUGGCUAAGCACCAAGGCGAAGGCGACUCCUGCUGCAAGCCAGUAAAGCAUGAUUGUUGCAGUGGCCACGCGCUGGACCAUGACGCCAUUCAGCCCCUUGACAGCGGCAAGUCUCACGGGAUUCGUUCAAUCGAGCGCGAUGUUGAAAAGGUCGAGAGCCUAGAGCAUGUCACGCUUGUCGUUGACGGCAUGACUUGCUCAGGAUGUGGUAACAAGAUGACCAACACUCUGAAUAAGAUUGCUGGUGUAUCGUCCGUCAAAGUCAACUUCGUCAUGAGCCAUGCGGAAUUCGAGGUUGACACAUCGGUCAACACAGCAGCUGAGGUUAUUCGUGCUGCGGAGAGAGCAACCAACUUUCGUUGCAAUCGCAUGGCUAGCGAUGAUCAGGUUCUUGAUGUACUGGCAUCUGGAAAAUCGGCCAAGGCACUUUUGAAUUGCAACAUCAAGGGUGUAGCAGGUGCCACUAUUUUAAGCAAGACCACUGUUCGCUUAAGCUAUGUCCCAACUAUACUUGGGGCGAGAGAUUUGUUCGAGAAGCUUCAAGGCCAAGUCGAGGGGCUUGCUUCUCCUCGCGACGAUCCGUCGGUUUCGAGCGGCCGCAAGAGACUCUAUGACCAACUUGUCAAGACUGUUCUCGCUGCUGUUUUGACCAUUCCUGUCCUGGUUUUAGCUUGGGGAAGUACUCCUGUUGACGAACAAACCGGGGCCAUAAUUUCCAUUGUAUUAGCCACACUUGUCCAGAUUAUCGCCAUUCCGGACUUCUAUCGCCCGGCCAUCAGCGCUCUCAUUCACAGUGGCACCAUUGAGAUGGAUAUGCUCGUGGUCAUCAGCAUCACUGCGGCAUAUUUGUAUUCCGUUGUGGCUUUUGGAUUUCGCAUGGCUGGCAGGCCGCUCGAGACAUCGGAAUUUUUUGAGACCAGUACUCUUCUGAUCACCCUUGUGAUUCUCGGUCGAUUCGUGGCUGCUUUUGCGCGUAUCCGAGCUGUCGAGGCUGUGUCUUUGCGAUCUCUCCAAACUACAGCGGCUGUCAUCGUCGAGAACAAUAAUGAUAGAACCAUCGAUGCUCGUCUGUUGCAAUACGGCGACAAACUCAAGAUUGGACCUGACUCGGGUGUGCCCACUGACGGUCUCGUUCUAAGCGGCCAGAGUGACGUUGAUGAGUCAAUGCUCACUGGAGAGAGUGUUCCGGUUUCCAAAGGGCGAGGUGACGCAGUAAUUGCCGGCACAGUCAAUAAAAAUGGUACCUUGAUCGCUCAACUGACUCGACUUCCCGGCAAGAAUACUGUGACCGACAUUGCAAAGCUUGUCGAAGAGGCACAGAAUUCAAAGCCCAAGCUGCAGGACUAUGCAGACCGCGUUGCAAGCUGGUUCGUACCGGUUGUCACCUCAGUUGCCAUCAUUGUCGUGAUUGUAUGGCUGGUAGUCGGCUUCAAAGUUCGCAAGUACAACACUGGCAAGUCUGUCUCAAAUGCCAUCACUUAUGCCGUUGCGACUUUGGCCGUCUCCUGCCCAUGUGCCCUCGGCCUGGCCGUGCCCAUGGUCCUUGUCAUUGCGGGAGGCAUUGCCGCCCGCAGCGGUGUCAUUAUCAAGUCUGCGGAAUGCACGGAGCGAGCCCGCAAAGUGACGGAUGUUGUUUUUGACAAAACUGGUACCAUUACUGAAGAAAACUUGGAUGUGAAGAAACAAGUCCUUCUCAUCAAUGAAGCCAGAGCAGUAUCAAUCACGAAGGCCUUGGUCGCUGGUAACAAGCACCCGGUUUCCCUCGCUGUUGCCAACUAUUUGGAGGGCCGAAGUAUUCCUGCCGAGACCCUCAAUGACGUUCAAGUCAUCCCUGGAGCUGGAGUCGAGGCCAAACUCAACGGUGCCAUACUUCGAGCCGGAAAUCCUAAGUGGACCCAAACUGCUUCUCACGACCAAGUUUCGCGUCUUCAGAAUGAAGGCAUGACACUUUUGAUCGUCACCCAGGAUGGAGCACCUAUCGCCUUGUUUGGUCUUCGAACUCAUCUUCGCAAAGAGGCUGUCCGAGUUGUCUCCCAAUUGGCCAGUCGCAAUAUCACCACCCAUCUGGUUUCUGGUGACCAGAAGCACGCUGUUGAAAUGGUUGGCUCCGAAGUCGGAAUUCCCAACAUUGUGUCGCAAUGCACGCCUGUCGAAAAGCGAGACUACGUCGCUAAACUGAUGAAGGAGGGGAAAUUCGUCAUGUUUGUUGGGGACGGAACCAAUGACGCCGUUGCCGUAUCGCAAGCAGAUGUUGGUGUCCAGCUCGGCAGUGUUCUGUCUGCCAGCGAUGUCACCGGAAAAGCUGCCGACGUCGUUCUUCUCAAUGGACUUGAGGGAAUUCCUUUCCUCUUGGAAAUUAGUCGCGUAAGCUUUCGACGCAUGUUGUUCAACUUUGCGUGGUCCGCGGUGUACAACGUUCUGGCCAUUCUCCUGGCGUCUGGUGCAUUCGUCAAUAUUCGCAUUCCACCAGCCUACGCCGGUCUGGGUGAGAUUGUCAGCGUUGUCCCCGUCAUUGUGGCAGCCAUGACCAUGUUGCUGAAGAAGCCAAAGGUACCGGUUCCGAGAGUGUAA